This is a messenger RNA of Psylliodes chrysocephalus, 2489 nucleotides long. NCBI's taxonomy places the organism in Eukaryota, Metazoa, Arthropoda, Insecta, Coleoptera, Chrysomelidae. The record is from the annotation of a GenBank genome assembly.
AUAAAUGAAAGGAUUGGUCUAGUAGUUGUUCAUCGUUAUCUUUAUUUUUGACAAUUAUAUCAUACCAAAUGUCAUCUUACAUGCAAUGUCAAAUUGGCGAUACAUAUUUUUCUUGGUCAUUUUUUUAACAAGAAUCAAUUCAAAAUCAUGGAAUGUUACAAUACAACCUCUGAAUUGGCGAUUUCCGAAGUGUUUAGAUGUUUCAUCUGCAUGGAAAAACUUCGAGAUGCCCAUCUAUGUCCUCACUGCUCUAAAUUAUGUUGUUACGUUUGCAUUAGAAGAUGGUUGACAGAGCAGAGGUCUCAAUGUCCCCAUUGCAGGGCAUCUCUUCAUCUGCAUGAACUUGUCAAUUGUCGAUGGGUCGAAGAAGUUACUCAGCAACUUGAUUGCCUCCAAUCGUUAACCGGUUUAUGUAAACAGAAUGAUGGAGAACGGGAUACGUGUUCAAUACACUUGGAGAAACUUUCAGUUUACUGCUGGACGUGCAGAUGUUGCAUAUGUCAUCAGUGUGCUCUAUGGGGAGGUACCCAUUCAGGACACACAUUCAAGCCGUUGAAUGAGGUAUACGAUCAGCAUGUGUCACAAAUUAAAGAUGAGGUAGUGCAGUUGAGACGAAGAUUAAUGGAAUUAGUAACUAUUGUUCAAGAAGUUGAAAAAAAUGUCGAUUCUGUCAGAUCCGCCAAAGAAGAAAGAGUGAGAGAAAUUAGAAAUGCAGUCGAAUUAAUGAUUUCUCGUCUAGAUUCUCAACUAAAAAACAAACUGCUAACUUUGAUGGGACAAAAAGAUUCCUUAACGCAAGAAACGGAGCAACUCGAACACCUUUUGCAUGAAACCGAGCACCAACUGCAGACAGCUAGAAAAUCAGAACUUAUUACAAAAAGCAGCGAAUUGUCUCGAAUGAUAAAUACGAUAAGAAAGAAGCCAAUAACUAGUUUUGUUACUGCUCCUGUACCCGCUGAUUUUCAUAGUGAAAUUGUUCCACCGUAUGAUACCAGCACUUACGUCAUGUACCCAUUCUCUGAACUCCAAAGAAAAUCCGAUCCUGUUUAUUCUAAUCCGCUACACUGCAACGGUCUAUGUUGGCGACUAAAGGUUUACCCUGAUGGCAAUGGUGUUGUACGUGGAAACUAUCUAUCGGUAUUCCUUGAAUUAACUGCAGGUUACCCCGAAACGUCCAAGUACGAAUACAGGGUGGAAAUGAUCCAUCAGGUCAGCAGAGAUCCCUUUAAGAACAUCGUAAGAGAAUUUGCGUCUGAUUUUGAAGUGGGAGAAUGUUGGGGAUAUAACAGAUUCUUCAGAUUGGACCUUUUAGCAAGCGAGGGAUAUUUAAAUGUGAUGAAUGAUACUUUGGUUUUAAAAUUUCAGGUGAGGGCUCCAACAUUUUAUCAAAAAUGUCGUGAUCAACAAUGGCACAUAAAUCAAUUGCAAGCCACCCAACUUCAAUAUGUCACUCAAAUCAGAGAAAAUAAAGAAAUUACCCCUACUCCAAAAGCUAUCGAUAAUUCUGUAAUGCAAGGAGCAUUCAAAAAUAUAACAGAGUGUAGUGAGGAAAUCGUUACACAAUGCGCACCAUCGACAUCAAGAAUUGAGGUUGUAGAAAAAUCUGUAGCCGUUUCUACUUUUUCAACAGAAGAAAAAGAAACAGCAAGUACUUCAAUAGCUGAAAAUCAGAUUAUGGCAAUUCCUUGUAUUUGUCAGUCCAAACAAGUUUCGUGCGCCAAUUCCUUAUGCAGUUCAAAUUCAGAAUCUUCUAUACAAACACAGGUGAGUGGCCAAAAAUCGCCGGGAAACUCUUCAACAAAUAGCAAUGAAGAUGGUCAACAAAUUAUAGGAGUAGGUGUAUCUAUCAGUUCCCCAAAUCUGCUUAAUUCCGCAGUAUCUCUGAUGUUAUCGAGCAGUACUAGCGAGAGCGACUUGAGCGAACCCGAACAGCUCAUAGAAGAAUAUGUUACGACCCAAAAUCGCAUUCAAUACGAGGAGGAAAUCGAAAACGAUGUAGAAGUUAUGUCGAGUGGAGAUUGCGGGAAUGUAUCUUGCGAUUCUUGUGAAUGUCCAGAAUCCGGUAAUGCUGUAGCCGAAAAAGAUGCUGAAAAUAUACCCACUUGCGAACUUGGACAGCCUCAUACUUCAAUUGGUCAUAGUUAUAUGAACUAACAUAAAACAUUUUUACAUUUUUUCAUUAUACAAAGUUUAUAUUCAAAUGUUUUAUUUUAAUAUUUUUAAAAAUAUCGAAAAAUGUUUUUUAGAUAAGUUGUUUUUGGUAUCAAGCUUAUCCAUUCAUUAACGGGUUGAUCUUGCAUGCUUUAAACUUGUCGCAAUAUGCGUGGAACCAUCUGUUCACUUUACUCUCCACUCCAAUCCCGUCUCUCAAGACCAGUGUUCUUUUAAUUUCGUUACACGUUACCAUGGUUACACCUUAAAUGUCCUUCAAAUUUCACUCCAUUCUCGCCAAAUAUCGGACCGCUGCCUACUCGUCAAAUAUCGAACCG